AUGUCCAGCUUUGUGAGCCCGCGGACAUUAUUGUUGAUUCAGGAUGAGUGCUACAAGCAUCGGUACAUCCGCAGCAAGGACGAUUCGUUCAUCGUGGAGCGCCCACAGCGACUACGCGCCCUCAAAGUCGGAUUCUCCGCGGCAAUCUCGCGCCUAGAAGAACUUGUACAGUCAAGAAAGUCCAUCAAGUCUGUGCCCUCCAGCCAAUUGGAUCCGGAGGCAGAACUGGCAAAUGCACUCGAUACGCUGUCCUUGUCAUCUAAAAUGGUCCACUCCAUUACGGAUAUCUGCGAUGUAUAUCCCACCAUCCAGUUUCUCUUCAACGCCGAAGGUGGAUUCGGCAGCCUCGAGCACCUGGACCGACUCGCAAAGUGGGCGAGGGAGAGUGAGGAGCGCAUCAAGCGGGGUGAAUGCGAGAUCCCUACUGGCUUUCCCCAAAAUGACCUCUACAUGUGUCCUAAGUCCUACCGUGCGAUAUGUGGUGCCGUAGAUACAGUCCGAGAGGCAGUCGACCGGGCCAUGCGUGCAGACGAGAAUGGGACCAGGACCGUGUUUGCUGCUAUUAGACCACCAGGUCAUCAUUGUAGCGAGGACAUACCGAGCGGAUUUUGCUUUGUCAAUAAUGUUGCCAUCGGCGCUGCGCAUGCACACCUCAAGCACAAAGUCAAGCGCGUAAUCAUAUUCGACAUCGACUUACAUCACGGAAACGGCACUCAGGCGAUUGCCUGGUCUAUCAACGCCGAAACGCAUCGACGACGUCUCGCCCAAUUAGCUUCGCAGCAAAUGCAAGCAUCUGGCGCAGAGACUUCUAGUCUCCCUCUUCUUGCACCACCUGGACUUCAGAUCUUCUAUGCAUCGCUUCACGAUAUUCUCUCGUUUCCCUGUGAGGAUGGUGACCCAGCAUUAGUACGCGACGCCUCUGUGAGCAUAUCUGGGCUACACGGGCAGUUUAUCGAAAAUGUCCACCUUCAACCUUACACCACACAUCAAGACUUUUGGGAGCGACUCUACCCACAGUACCGCAAACUCUUCUCCAAGGCACUCGAGUUUCUGCAACUUGAUUCGAGUGACACGAAUGUUCCCGUCUUUAUCAGCUGCGGCUUUGACGCUUCGGAGCUCGAGUACGAGAGCAUGUCGAGACAUGGUCGAAAGGUGCCUGUCGGUUUCUACUAUAAAUUCACAAAGGACGCCAAAGAGUUUGCGUUGAAGCAUGCAAACGGAAGGGUCAUCAGUGUCCUCGAAGGAGGAUAUAGCGAUCAAACUCUGAUGGCGGGCGGAAUGGCCCACCUUGUCGGAUUGGUCGAAAACGGCGAAGGAACGCUAAGUGGUCCCGAAGAGUGGUGGAGCGAGAAUAAUCUCGAACUGCUUGAAAAGGCGAGCAAGAAGCGAAAGGGCCGUCAAUCCAUGGGAACGAUAAACGAACCGUGGUUGGAGCGCGCUAUUGAAAUUCUGGCAGCACUGGAUCCGUAUAAUGGCCAAGCCCCCCCGUCGCCGACCGGUUCGCGCAAACCAGUCGUCGUCGCGGACAAGUCAUUUCCUAAUGCUGGAAAGGUUCUUCGGGACCGCAAGAAACCAAAGACACCUCCGGAUGCGUCGGGCACUCUUCCUGUUCCAACAACGUCGUCCACGGCCGCUCGCCCGAGGAAAAGCAAUUCGAGCGCUCCAUCACCCCGUGCCAAAGACAAGAUUCGAGCAGAGACACAUCCACAUCACGAGGCCAAAGUACCUUUAUCACGACGCUCGCCCCCUAUAGAAAGCGAUGGUCCAAUAGGUGGGACCAAGGACGCCGGUUCGGUCGCGACCGCACCCACCGCUGCUCACUCUAUAGCGGGUGAAGGUGGAGCGAACGCUGGGGACGCUCGCCAAGGGGAAGACCCUGCUCCAAACGGACUUGGGGUCGAAAGUGAGCCGCCUCCGCGUAAGCUGCCACGGUUGAUCCUGCGUGUUCGUGAGCCGGGAACAUAG
Serendipita indica DSM 11827 is the source of this 1965-nucleotide messenger RNA. NCBI's taxonomy places the organism in Eukaryota, Fungi, Basidiomycota, Agaricomycetes, Sebacinales, Serendipitaceae. The record is from the annotation of a GenBank genome assembly.